CACUGCGAGGACACCCGGCUGCACGACGCGGCCUACGUGGGGGACCUGCCCACCCUCAAGAGCUUGCUGCAAGAGGAGAGCUUCCAAAGCCGGAUCAACGAGAAGUCGGUGUGGUGCUGCGGCUGGCUGCCCUGCACGCCACUGCGCAUCGCCGCCACCGCCGGCCACGGCCCCUGCGUCGACUUCCUCCUGCGCAAAGGGGCUGAGAUUGACUUGGUGGAUGUGAAGGGGCAGACCGCCCUCUACGUGGCCGUGGUCAACGGGCACCUUGAGUGUGCCAAGAUCCUCCUGGAAGCUGGGGCUGACCCCAACGGCAGCCGGCACCACCGCAGCACCCCUGUCUACCAUGCGGCACGCGUGGGCCGGGCAGACAUCCUCCGGGAGCUGAUCAGGUGA
Messenger RNA from Fulmarus glacialis (Northern fulmar), 396 nucleotides. Its product is annotated as ankyrin repeat and SOCS box protein 1-like. The transcript is spliced from 2 exons. The annotation marks the transcript as partial. Gene Ontology annotation, molecular function: protein binding. The record is from RefSeq and is a predicted model, not a curated record. Gene Ontology annotation, biological process: protein ubiquitination. Lineage: Eukaryota; Metazoa; Chordata; Aves; Procellariiformes; Procellariidae. Gene Ontology annotation, cellular component: ubiquitin ligase complex.